ACAUCCAACCAUAUCGUUAUCCCAAUAUUCUAUCAUGUGGAGCCCACACAUGUUAGGAAGCAACAAAGUAGCUUUGGAGAUGCAAUGGCUAAGCAUAGACACAUGAUGGAGGCCGAGACAAAUGCAAAUAAAAGAAGUCAAUGGGCUCAAAAGAUGGACCGAUGGAAUAAAGCGCUUACUCAAGCUGCUGAUUUAAAAGGGAAUGACGUAAAUGGCAGGUUAGAGACCGAGUUUAUUGAAGAAGUUGUGAAGGACAUCCACCGUAGAUUACAUGUACACUUAAGGAGCGUUGGACCACAACUUAUUGGGAUGAAAAAUCAUAUUAACUUUGUAACUUCAUGGUUGAAAGAUGGAUCAUCACAUACGGCAGACAUACUUACUAUUUAUGGUAUAGGUGGGAUCGGGAAGACAUCUUUAGCUAAGCAUGUCUAUGGGCUAUAUUCUCAUGAAUUCCACACAAGUAGCUAUAUCGAAGAUAUCACUAGGAAAUGUGAUGGGAAGUUUAAUGGGUUACUUGAUUUACAAGAACAACUCUGCAAUGACAUUUUAAAAACAAGUUCAAUUAAAGUUCAUGAUGUUUCGGCAUACACCGCAAAGAUAGAGAAUGCACUAGCCCGUAAAAGGGUGUUUCUAGUUCUUGAUGAUAUCAGUACUCUUGUUCAGUUGGAUGCAUUACUUGGAAGCAAAGGCAUUCAUCCUGGAAGCAAAAUUAUAAUUACAACAAAGGACAGUUGGUUGACUGAGAGUUGUUCUUUAUUCAAAACAAACAUUAAACCCAAGCAUGAAAGGCAUUUACUUCGAGGCUUAGCUGUUAUAGCAUCGCAACAACUUUUGUGUUCCCAUGCAUUCAUGUCCUACCAACCCAAGGUGGGAUAUGAAGAGGUGUCUGAUAAGCUGGUUAAGUAUUGUGAAGGACACCCAUUGGCUCUUGAAGUUUUGGGAAAGUCUUUGCAUAAUCGAGAUGUAGCUUAUUGGGAAGGGUGCAUCGAAGGGUUAAAGAAUGAAAUUAGUUCCCCUAUAAAUAAUAGUGUUGAGACAAAAAAAGGCCUUUCCCUUGACAUGCGGAUGCUUGAGAAGGAGAAGUUGUGUGCAUCAUUUGAGUUGAAAACAGAUGCAUUCAACAACAUGGAUAAGUUGAGGCUACUACAACUCAGUUAUGUGCAUAUGAAUGGGUCUUAUGAGAACUUUCCAAAAAAAAUAAGAUGGUUGUGUAUGCAUGGGUACCCUUUACAGUAUUUACCUUUAAACUUACCUAUACAAAAUCUUGUUGCUCUUGACCUGUCAUACAGCAAUAUCAAGUCUUUUGUCGGUUGUUAUAGUAAUCCACAACGCUUUAAUGUGGCCGCUGUUUCAAAAAAUUUACUUUUUUGUAUUUUUUUGUAUUGGCUUUUUUAUUUCCUCUUUGCCGAUGGUCUCCUACGAAAGCAGUUUCUCAACACUAUGUUGGGGGCUGCUAACCAUCCUACCUCCCCCUUAUCCCAUUUGUAUGGGAUCGGGCUAAUGUUGCUGUUGUUAUAUAGUAAUCCACAACGACUUGAGACGUGGAAAAAGUUGGAUGGAUCGUGCUUAAAAGAGAAAAGGUUGCUAGGAUCACUGAAGAUUCUUAAUUUAAGUUUCUGUAAACAACUUCAUAGUCUUGGUGAAUUUGACCAACUUCCUGCACUUGAGAGGUUAAUAGUUAGAAAUUGCAUUGGUUUGGUUGAGGUUUGUGAAUCAAUUGAGCAAUGUGUUGACCUUGUCUUCAUCGAUUUGAGCUACUGCAAGAAGCUUGAAAGACUUCCAAGAAACAUAGGCAUGUUGAAGAAUGUUCAAAAAAUGUUGCUAGAUGGUUGUAGUCUUGGUGAAUCUCAAAUCCAGAUUAGGGAUACGGAUUCACUAGAAUUGGGCAAGGCUAACAACAUUGACAUAAAUACAAGAACCUCUUCCCCUGCCUUUGUGGGUGCCAUACCAAGUGAUUUGAAGUUGUUUGCAAGUUCUUUACCGAGUUCUCUAGUAAGUUUGUCACUUGCAAAUAGUAAUUUGUCCACUAAAUCCUUUCCCAUGGACUGGAGUUGCCUAUCCAUGUUAAAGGAAUUAUAUUUAGAUGGCAAUCCAAUAAAUUCCAUGCCCAGUUGUGUGAGAACCCUUCCUAGGCUCGAGAUACUUAGUAUGGAGAAUUGUAAAAAAUUAAAGUCAGUUGAGAAUCCUCCACGUACACUAAGCAGGUUGCUCUUUUCUGUUAAUGGGGAUCUUCAAGGAAAAGUCGUAUUUGAUCCAGAGAUGUCCCCACUAGAGUUAUCACCAAGGCGGGUGGCUUCGGCAGCUUUCUCAUAUGAAUUUGAAGGCAUAAUCAAAAUCCAACCAAUGGUAUGUGUUGAGGAAAAGGUAUUACGUAGCUUGGGCUGGAGUAAUUUAGACUUCCUUAACGAAAGGCAUUUGGGAGCUAAUUCUCGGGAAUUUGGAACCCAGACGAUGUAUUAUGAAUUUGGAAUAUUCAGCACAAAGUAUGAGGGGGAGGAGAUGCCGAGUUGGUUUAGGCAUAGAAGCGUGGGGCCAUCAAUAUCAUUUACCAUCCCAUCAUCAUCAUCUCCAUACAACCUCCUUACAAGACUCAACUUCUGCUUCUCUGCUGACACACUGAAACCUCCCGAUGAUUGUUUUCCAGUUCCAUAUGGUCAGUUCCCUCUAUGGCCAAUGAUGACAAUUAGUAAUAUAACAAAGAACCGCAUGUGGAUAUACGAACGUUACACGGACAGAUAUUGUGUAGGUGGAAGGUGUUGGGUGGUGUUAAGUCAUUGGAUGUUUGGGAUGAAUGAGAUGGAGGUUGGUGACCAUGUUACUAUUACUGUUACGCUGCCACAUGAUGAACAUGUAAAGGAGUGUGGGGUGAGUCUUGUGUAUGAUGAUGGAGAAGAAGAAGAAGAAGAUGUGUUGGGUUAUUACAAGUCAUGGAAUCACAUAAUUGGUGGAGAUCUCUCCCCUUUUCAAACCACAACAGGACAAUACAUCCUAAACCACUUGCGAUUUUUUGUGUCUGGCAUUCAUUUGUUUCCAUAUCAUCGUAAAUUCGUUCCAGAUGGCCCCGACUUUCAAGCACAAAAAGAAUUGUGGUUCAGAGCUUUAUCCCCAAGGAAGCCUGGCAUAAUUGGUGGCGCACAUGAGGGUGAGGGGGAAUCUUCAAGGUCUACUCAGCCAGUUUUCUCGAGUAUUGAAAGAGGGGUCAUAAAUAAUCUUUGUGUAAGGCCGAUGGUGUUAUGGCUCGAACUCAGAAUAUGCAGGAGUUUAAUUCUUCAGUGCAUCACGAUAAUCAGAGAAUUCGUGAUGCAUUUUGAAAUCCGGGGAACACCUUUCACAAUCAGUGGCAAGGUUCUUGCGUAUACCCUUUUUGGAGCUUAUUACAUUGAAGCAAGUGGAGAUUGUGCUAUUUUAAUAAUUGAUCCUCAAAACUUACUUCGUGGGUCUGAGGAAUUGAUGGAGGUUGAUGAUACUGAACCCAUGAAGAUGGUGAUAUCUUAUUUGGGGUAUGUGUCAUAUGUGGCGAAGAUGUCCCUCACAUCAUAUGCAGUGGAGUCACCUGGAAGAAUCCGGAUGCUAUACAGCAUCUCUAUCCACCUUGAGGACAAGGUGAAUCUUUGGGGAUGGGGUAUUGCUACCCAUCCACCUUAGGCAUCUACUUGAGAUAUGGGUAUUUUGGGAAAAUCAGUAAAUAAGGAGAAUCUAAGUAUUAGAGGGGUAAUUUAGGUAUUUUACUUGUUUAGUUUGUUAUGCUAGAGUAUUAUUAGAGGAUAGUGGGAAAGAGGGUGAAAGUCAAAUUUUGGUUUUAGAAGCUUUGGCAGAGGCUAGGCUCUCGAAUCUCUAGCAAAUCAUUAGGUUUAUUUUUGUUAUUCUUGUGUUGUUUUUAGUGUUUUAAUUCAAUACAGAGAAGCUUUUGUGUGUUUUAAUUCAAUACAGAGGCUACAUUCUUGUUUGUUGAGUUUAUUGAGAUAUCAGUUCGUAGCAUACUUCUGUCAAUUUCUUCGGUUAUGGGCUAAAUGCAAGAAAUAACAAUG
Molecule: messenger RNA, 4028 nt
Organism: Lactuca saligna
Lineage: Eukaryota; Viridiplantae; Streptophyta; Magnoliopsida; Asterales; Asteraceae
Source: the annotation of a GenBank genome assembly